This is a messenger RNA of Harpegnathos saltator (Jerdon's jumping ant), 2635 nucleotides long. RefSeq names its product ATP-binding cassette sub-family F member 2. Gene Ontology annotation, molecular function: ATP binding; ATP hydrolysis activity. Bases 199 to 2106 code for a protein of 635 amino acids. Lineage: Eukaryota; Metazoa; Arthropoda; Insecta; Hymenoptera; Formicidae. The transcript has 9 exons. The record is from RefSeq and is a predicted model, not a curated record.
CUAUUCCACGCACGUGUAACUGCACGGACCGCUCGUUUUUGACGCACAAGUGAGUAAUAUCCGUAAAUUUUGCCGAACAGCUGGUCAGGAAGGCACACACACGUCGACAUCUCGAGACAUUGCGCGUUCGCGAGUAUUUGUGACGAUCCCGCGAGAGUGAUCAAGCCUCUUGUCUGGUGCCGAGGUGUAAGAAACGCGAUGCCGUCUGACGCGAAGAAAAAGCAGCAGCAGAAGAAGAAGGAGGCCGCGAAGGCCCGACAAUCCGGCAAGAAGCCGCCGCAGAGCAACAAUCAGGUGAAGACGACCGAAGAUGGCAAAGAACAGAGUCCGACGUUGACGGACUUGCAGAACGGUACGAACGGGACGGCUAUCAGUGCUGAAGAGGCAUUGUGUCUGAAAUUGGAAGCAGACGCCAGACUGAAUGCGGAGGCACGUUCAUGCACCGGGUCACUGGCUUCGCACCCACGCAGUCGAGACAUAAAGAUAUCAAAUUUUUCUAUUACUUUCCAUGGCUGUGAACUGCUGCAAGACACCAUGUUGGAGUUGAACUGUGGUAGACGUUAUGGUUUACUAGGUCUAAAUGGCUCUGGAAAGUCUACAUUGUUGGCAGUAUUAGGCAACCGCGAAGUUCCUAUUCCGGAGCAAAUAGAUAUUUUCCAUUUGACUAGAGAAAUGCCCGCAAGCAAUAAAACAGCAUUGGAAUGUGUGAUGGAGGUUGACGAGGAACGUGUGCGACUUGAGAAACUUGCUGAAGAAUUAGUAGAUUGUGAAGAGGAAGAUGCUCAGGAACAACUCAUGGACGUAUAUGAGAGAUUAGAUGAUAUGGCUGCUGACACAGCGGAAGCUCGUGCUGCUCAUAUUUUGCACGGUCUUGGUUUUACUGCGAAAAUGCAAAGAACGCCUACCAAAGACUUCUCAGGAGGUUGGAGAAUGCGCAUUGCUCUUGCUAGAGCAUUGUAUGUAAAGCCGCAUUUAUUGUUACUUGACGAGCCGACCAAUCAUCUCGAUUUGGAUGCUUGUGUAUGGUUGGAAGAAGAGUUAAAAACCUAUAAGCGAAUUCUCGUUAUAAUCUCCCACUCUCAAGAUUUCCUUAAUGGCAUUUGCACCAAUAUCAUACACGUUAAUAAGAAACAAUUAAAAUACUAUACUGGCAACUACGAGGCAUUUGUGAAAACACGAAUGGAGUUGCUCGAGAAUCAAGCGAAGCAAUACAACUGGGAGCAAGACCAAAUCGCGCACAUGAAAAACUACAUCGCACGAUUCGGACAUGGUUCGGCGAAACUAGCGAGACAGGCUCAGUCGAAGGAGAAGACACUAGCGAAAAUGGUAGCGCAAGGUCUGACGGAGAAAGUUGUGAACGAUAAAGUAUUGAACUUUUAUUUUCCAUCAUGCGGGACGAUUCCGCCGCCGGUCAUCAUGGUUCAAAAUGUCAGUUUUCGCUACAACGAAGACUGUCCUUGGAUCUACAAGAAUCUCGAGUUCGGAAUCGACUUAGACACCAGAAUCGCGCUGGUUGGACCGAAUGGUGCAGGGAAGAGUACUUUGUUGAAGCUGUUGUACGGUGAUUUGGUACCGACAAGUGGAAUGAUUCGGAAGAAUAGUCAUCUCCGAAUAGGCAGAUAUCACCAGCAUCUUCACGAAUUGUUAGACUUAGAUAUGUCGCCUCUCGACUACAUGAUGAAUGCCUUCCCUGACGUCAAAGAGCGCGAAGAGAUGAGAAAGAUCAUUGGCCGCUAUGGUUUAACUGGACGUCAACAGAUUUGCCCUAUUCGCCAAUUAUCCGACGGUCAACGUUGUCGGGUCGUGUUCGCUUGGUUGGCUUGGCAAGUGCCUCAUCUGUUACUGCUUGACGAACCUACCAACCACUUGGACAUGGAGACGAUUGACGCGCUCGCCGACGCCAUUAAUGACUUUGAUGGCGGCAUGGUUCUCGUCUCGCACGACUUCAGAUUGAUCAAUCAGGUUGCCGAAGAAAUCUGGGUAUGUGAGAACGGAACAGUUACAAAGUGGAGCGGGAACAUUUUGGAUUACAAGGAACACCUGAAGAACAAAGUCCUCUCCGACAACCAGAAGAGGCAGAAAGACCUCGCGAACAGAGGCAAAUAAUAAGGGGUUUCUCGAUCGUGAUCCGCUGUGUUUCCCACUUUCCACUGCACCAUACGUUUCGAUUAUAGGAAUUUCGUUCGGAAAAUCGCAUCAGGCUGAACACCGAGUGCACGCUGCUGUGUAGCGUGACGGUGCAGCAGUAAGGUUACUUAGUUAAUUUAUUAAAAUAUUAGGCCAAAAUUAUAUCCUCCGCUCCCAUCAAACCGCAAAUGAUCGCAUUGCGGCGCACUUCUUGCUACGAUGUAAGUCUAAAAUGUGUCGAAGGAAACAUGUCGCACGGAAGUGCAGAUAAAACUUAAUUAAGUAGAUUACCAAUGCACGAAAAUGAAGAAUGAUUACGAAUGACUUGGAGAAGAAGAAACAAGUAAUGUCUCUUUUGUGGUCAACUGUAUUACAAAUUUCUGUUCUUAUAGUCUAUAUAAAAUAAUUUGAUUCUCUCUUGCAAGGAUAUAAAAUAUUGUAACAUGUACAAACAUACAGGUACAAUGGAUUACAUAGUUCCAAAAUACAUUUUUAUCUAUGCAUAUAC